This is a messenger RNA of Caenorhabditis elegans, 672 nucleotides long. It is a transcript of the gene W07A12.8, whose product is annotated as DapB_N domain-containing protein. The record is from RefSeq and is marked reviewed. The transcript has 4 exons. Lineage: Eukaryota; Metazoa; Nematoda; Chromadorea; Rhabditida; Rhabditidae. The coding region runs from base 110 to 592 and encodes 160 amino acids.
AGAAGAAGAAGAAGAAAAUGAAAUUGAAAUUGAAAUUGGAUUAGUUGUGAAGAAGCAGAUUCGCCGAAUUUGAACAAAACGUAAAAGUCUGCAGCUGCAACACUAAAAAAUGUUAGCUGUUCGAAUUUCUAAAAGGAUGGUAGGUAACCUCUACAUCGGAGCAAAUGUUAAACAAAGAGCACAACUUGGAGAAAACUAUUUAGAGGGAACAAAUGUGGUAGCAGUUCAUGGAUUCAAGCAAAUAGGGCUUGUUGCUCAGAUAUUAAAGGAUCAUGGUGCAAAUGUAGAGGAGUUCAUGUGUGAUUUGAAACACUCCUCGGAGAUUUCAAAAGCGGUUAGAGAAUCUGAUAUUCUCCUCGAUGGUGUUCAGAAAGGAGGAGAGAUUGAAGAGGCUGCAGCUUCGAAUUCACGUUUGAUUGUAGCUGAAUGUGAUUGUGAGGAUCCGUUCUCAGCUAUGUCUGCAGUUGCAAGAAUCUCAAUGGCAUUAGCAACUCGUGAAAGUACAGGACAUGGUCAAAGACUUAUUGCAUCAGAUUGUCUAGAAUAUUGGAAAGUUCUGAAUAGAUUUGGAAGAUUACGAGAUUGUUCUUAAAUUAUUAAUUAUUUAUUGUGCUUAUCGUUACCCGUAAUUUCAAAAUAAUCGCACCAGAAACAUAAACAAUAUACAUAAAU